Molecule: messenger RNA, 1803 nt
Organism: Astrephomene gubernaculifera
Lineage: Eukaryota; Viridiplantae; Chlorophyta; Chlorophyceae; Chlamydomonadales; Astrephomenaceae
Source: the annotation of a GenBank genome assembly
GGCUCAUCUUAGGUCCUUCUGAAAAUUUUACUGUUAGUAGAGCCUUCCGUGUUACACACUUUACACUGUCCACAGCUCUUGCUGGAGGCUAAGUUCUGGGCUUUAUUUCCCAUUUUGGUGGCGUGGCUAAGUUAGCGAACCGACGAGUGCCCCAAAAUGCAACACGGAACUAAACGUUGCUUACAUCAACACAGUGGAACGACGCCGCAACUAAUGCGGACGGUGCUUUGCCCAGCACCUUUCAGACCACAACCCCACGUCCCUGUCCAAAAGCGUUGUACUUUACGUUCCGCAGCACAUCACGUAGAUUCAUUUGCUACAGUGGAAGUGGGUGGACUCACGGCGUCUACCCCUCUGGAUGAAUUGGAGGCUUCGGCGUUUUGCGGCAUGGAGGGCCAAGUGCUGACACGUAAGGCCCCGGAGGGCAUCCCCAAGAACGGCAAGAAGUACUAUAUUCAUACCUUUGGCUGCCAGAUGAACCUGGCGGACAGUGAGCGCAUGGCGGGCGCCCUGGAGUCGGCGGGCUACGAAUGCAGCCCGCAGGCUGACGAGGCGGAUGUGCUGGUCUACAACACCUGCUCCAUCCGCGACAAGGCGGAGCAGAAGGUGUACUCGGCGCUGGGGAAGCAGGCCAAACGCAAGCGGGCGCGAGUGGGCGACCUGAAGAUCGUGGUGGCGGGGUGUGUGGCGCAGCAGGAGGGGCAGGCGCUGCUGCGGAGGGUUCCGGAGCUGGAUAUCGUGAUGGGUCCCCAGUUCGCCAACCGCAUCCCCGACCUGCUGGAGCAGGCCUCCGACGCGCAGGUGUGCGCAACCGAGCAGGUGGCCGUGGAGGAGGACAUUGCGACACCCCGUCGCGAGUCAAACAUAACCGCCUGGGUCAACGUGAUCUACGGUUGCAACGAAAAGUGUUCGUACUGCGUGGUGCCGUACACUCGGGGAGCGGAGCAGAGUCGCCGACCGGAGGACAUUCGCCGGGAAAUGCUGGCAGUGGGGGAGGCGGGGUACAAGGAAGUAACGCUGCUGGGUCAAAACAUCGAUGCGUACGGCAGGGACCUGCCGGGCCUGGCUUCCGACGCCAGCGGCCGCCGCGCCUGGACCUUCACCGACCUGCUCCGCUACGUGCACGACGUACCCGGGGUGGAGCGAAUCCGCUUCGCCACCUCCCACCCGCGCUACUUCACAGACCGGCUAGUUCGCGCCUGCUCCGAGCUGCCCAAGCUCUGCGAGUUCUUCCACAUCCCCUUCCAGUCGGGUGACAACGCGGUGCUCCGUGCCAUGCUGCGCGGCUACACCGCCGAGCGCUACCGGGCCAUCAUCGACAACAUCCGGAGGCACAUGCCGGACGCCAGCAUCAGCGGGGAUGCCAUCGUGGGAUUUCCAGGUGAGACGGAGGAGCAGUACCUCGCCACGGAGAGGCUGGUGCGGGAGGUGGGCUUCGACCGAGUCAACACCGCCGCCUACUCGCCGCGACCCAACACGCCGGCAGCCGAGUGGCCGGACCAGGUGGCGGACCUGGUGAAGCAAGACAGGCUCAACAGGCUCAACAAAGUGGUCAUGGAGGUGGCCACGGAGCGAGCCCAGCGCUUUCGAAACCGAACCCUGGAGGUGCUGGUUGAGGGGCCCAACCCCAAGAACCCCGCUCAGGCCUUUGGCCGCAUCCGCCACAACAAGCUGGUCUACUUUGACGGGGACGGUACGGCACUGCGCGGGCAGCUGGUGAUGGUGCAUGUGCAGGAGUGCAAUGCGUUCAGUCUGUUCGGGCGCAUGACGGAAGUGGUGGGCAGUCGGGCGACGCGGCCGGGA